Molecule: messenger RNA, 1420 nt
Organism: Mycena citricolor
Lineage: Eukaryota; Fungi; Basidiomycota; Agaricomycetes; Agaricales; Mycenaceae
Source: the annotation of a GenBank genome assembly
CUGGAAUGUGUAAGCUCUUGUGUCUGGAUAUGUUUCUCUCCAUCCAUCAAUAAUUCUUAGUAGCAUUUUGAGGCUGUCGAGUGCGUCUACUGCACUUUUGUUGUCAUUGUGUGAUGGUAAUCUGUCUAUGGCCGCUUCGACUAUAUUCAUGUCUCCAGCCAUAAUGUCUGGUUUCCUGACUUGCGGGUUUCCUUCUAUGUAUGUUGCAAUUUCCUGCCAGAAGUCUCUGUUUUCUCCUACUUCGUUCGGAGCGUAUACUCCAAGGAUCGACAGUGGCGAGCCGUCCGCAUUUUUCAUUUCGAUGAUCAUGGCUCGGCCUGGGAUGACCUCGUGUGUUUUGAUUCCAUCUGCUUCUGCUCUUUCCUUGUUUAUCACGAAUGCUAGGCCUGCGGCGUUUACAGAUCUUGGGUUUUCUGUGUGUAGAAUCUUCAUCUUUCUCCCAAACAGUGCGUUUACGUUUUCUUCCCGUGUUUGGUUCAUGUGUGCCUCGCUGACUAUGAGCACCGCUAUCUUUUCUUCUCUCAUUACUUGCCACACUCCAAACCAUUUGUUCUCUGGGUGGUGUAUAUUCAUGUUUCCGUGGCCGCGUAUGUUCAGCGCAGCAAUCUUGAGGGCUGCCUUCCGUUUCUUAGUGCUGCGUGUGCUCGUUGUCCUAUUCUGUGUGUCUGGCCCUGGGUAUGACCUAUGUGUCACGCUUGGUGCGUUUAGCUCUAUGGGGUUCUCUCUUCUGUUUGCCAUAUCGGCAUGUCUGCUCUCUGCGACUUGUGUGGCCCGGUUAUCUCGGGGAGGGGUCCGACUCUGGGAUCCACGCACUCUCUGUGCGUCAGCAUCUACGCUGAUGCCCCCCAACCGACUCUCUGCGGCUGGAGUUGCGCCUCGGGGCCCUUCAUCGGUGCCUUGGGCAUGAUUGCUAUUCCUCCUCUCGGAUGGAUGGCUUUCGUCCCCAGGCACCUCCAGGCGACGAUUUGCCGAUAGUUCACUUCCUCGCUGAUCGCUUUCUUCGAGCACGGCCGGGUCAGUGUGGGAUCCACGGCGCUCUCCAGCUAUCAGCGUGCCUGUUGCCGAUUGUUGUGUUUGGUGCCGUGUCUCGAGAUGUCCUUCUCGCUGGACUUGCGUUAUCUGUUCUGUUGGGUUGGUCGCGUAUAUGGAGACACAGCAUAGGCCCCGCAAUGGCCUAUGCUGUUUAACGUCUCAUCUCUUUCAUUGGGAGUUGUCAGCGGCGUACGAUGUGUGUUCCGGGCACAUAUCUACUUUCCGCUGACAUACCAGGACUGCUGGCCGGCGGACUCCGACCUGAAUAGGUCCCGCCGUUGCGGCGUGUCGUACAAGGGCCCAGGGGCCCUUGUGCGGCACGCGUUCCCUCCCCCGUUUCCCGUCCUGAGCUCGAGAGAGCUCAGUCGGUAAGUGUGGCGGGUUCGGG